Molecule: messenger RNA, 1903 nt
Organism: Quercus lobata
Lineage: Eukaryota; Viridiplantae; Streptophyta; Magnoliopsida; Fagales; Fagaceae
Product: putative receptor-like protein 8
Exons: 6
Coding region: 14-1903 (629 amino acids)
Molecular function (GO): protein binding
Source: RefSeq, a predicted model, not a curated record
AUUGAACAAGCUAAUGCACAUAGAUUUAAGUUGGAAUCUCUUGCAAAAGGACAUUUUAAGAUUUUUGGGUGCACUCCCAGAUCUUAAAUAUCUGGACCUAAGUUACAAUGAAAUGCAAGGGCCUCUUUCUAGCAAAGAACUGAGUAAUCUAAGAAAUUUGGAGGUACUCAUCGUGCGAGAGAAUCGACUCAAUGGAAGCCUACCAUUCAAGGAUAUGACAAAUUUCAGAAGUUUGGAGAUUUUAGAUAUGAGUGGUAAUAUGUUCAUUGGAAUUUUUUCUCCAUAUAUUGGGACACUAUCUUCUCUCAAGACUAUAUCAUUAUCUCAAAAUAAACUCCAUGGGAACUUAUAUGCUAGAGCCAACUUGACAUCCCUUGAGUACAUUGAUCUUAGUUAUAAUCGUUUUGGGGGUUUAUUCUCAUUCAGCUCAUUUGCCAAUCACUCUAAGCUCAAAGUGAUUCGAUUUAAAGGUGAAAACUACCAGAUUGAAGAUGGUAACAAAAUUUGGGUGUGCUUAUUGAGUGGCAACAAUUUUAGUGGUGUGAUUCCAGACAAGCUGUGUUGGUUGAAGAAUAUUGCCAUAAUGGAUCUUUCUAAGAACAAUUUUUCUGGAACAAUACCGCAUUGCUUUCAUGACCUAAAAUUUGAGGAGAUAGAUGCUUUUAAUGGCCUUACUGAACCAAAUUCCACUUUUUUGGAGUUCAGAGAUAUAAUUGUCCCAUAUCAAAGUAUCCUUAAAAGGAAUUUUGAAAAUUUUGAGGUAGAACGAGAGGUUGCUGCAGAGAUUGGGAUUGAGUUUGUAAUGAAAUAUAAAUCUUACUUCUACAAGGGUGGAAUUCUUGAUCUCAUGUCUGGAUUGGAUUUGUCAGUCAACAAACUAACAGGUGGCAUCCCUCUAGAGUUAGGACAACUAUCUCCAAUUCUUGCACUAAACUUGUCUUACAAUCAAUUGACAGGUUCCAUUCCAAAUACAUUCUCAAAAUUGACUCAAUUGGAGAGUUUGGACCUUUCUCACAACAAUUUGAGUGGAGAAAUUCCUUCAUCAUUGAUUGAUCUGCACUUUCUAGCAGUUUUCAAUGUGGCUUACAACAACUUAUCAAGUAAAGUUCCAAACAUGAAAGGACAAGUUGGAACAUUUCAAAAUAGCAGUUAUGAAGGAAAUCCAUUUCUUUGUGGACCACCACUAGAGAAAGGUUGCACUAGGGUUGAUAAAACACCUCCAUCACCAAAAAAAUCUUCAAAUGCAAGUCACCGAAAAUGUGGUGGGAAUGAAGCUAGACCAUCCCCCUCUACACAGCACAAUAUGUACGGCUCUACCCAAGUUGGGCCAUCAACAUCUGCCUGUAAUGAGCCUACCACCUUCAAUAAGUAUAAUCCAAUUAAUGUUAACGAGUACUGCAUGUCUUUAUAUCAACAGAUUGGAUCAUCCACUUCCCUAGGACAAGGAUUUGAGGGUUUGUAUAGCUAUGACCAUUAUCCCCAACCUAGUUCAAGACCUCCCUCCUAUCACCCAUUGCCACCUCCAUCCUAUUCUGGGCAAUACAAUUAUGACCAGGAUAGCCAAUCCCCUUCCCCACAACAUCUGUAUCCAACUUUAUAUCAUGGCCAACCCAUGUCUAAUCCAUUUCACAAUAAUCCAUAUCCACAUGGGCAAUACAGCCAUGACCAACAUGACUUGUUCAUCACACCACAACCUUCCCAACCAUUCCCUCAUGUUGGUGAUUUCUACAAGCCACCAAAUACAUGGGCAUGUUCUCCGAACUCUAAGGAAGAGGCCUCCAUAACAGACUAUGAGGAAGAUGCCUCCAUUCAGGACAAUGGGGAAGAUGCAAAAGAUGUAGAAGAUAUGAAGGUGUCAUCAAAGGAUGAAAGUGACGAAGGUGGUAAUUAUCAAACAUUUUGA